This is a messenger RNA of Brugia malayi, 2727 nucleotides long. RefSeq lists its product as uncharacterized. Lineage: Eukaryota; Metazoa; Nematoda; Chromadorea; Rhabditida; Onchocercidae. Gene Ontology annotation, biological process: molting cycle, collagen and cuticulin-based cuticle; endocytosis. The record is from RefSeq and is a predicted model, not a curated record. Gene Ontology annotation, cellular component: plasma membrane; cytoplasmic vesicle membrane. The transcript has 18 exons. Bases 1 to 2727 code for a protein of 908 amino acids.
AUGCGAUUUUUGGAAGGCAUUUAUCGCCGUUAUGGACAUUUUGUAGCCAUACAUCCUAUUCCUUUUUUACUAUUGCCUGUUCUCACAACGUUUUUUUCGACUGUUGGAUUGUUUCGCUUUCAUAUUGAUAAUGAUAUCUGGAAUAUUUAUUCGCCGAUAAAUGGAUUAUCUCGGGCAGAGGAAAAGGCAUUGGAACGUUUUGAAUAUGCUAGCGGUGUUCAUCAUUACAGAUUGCAAAUUUUGGUAAAUCGUAAAGAUAGUGGUAAUCUGAUGAACGAUAACAAUACGGAUAAGAUAUUAAAAAUGGAAAGAUUCAUAGCCAACAAUAUAACCAUCAAUGAUGGCUAUAAUUCGUUUACCUACCGUAACAUUUGUGGUGUCUAUUGCAAUGACAGUAAUGAGAUCGUUCUCACUUUCAUAAAGAUAGCAAUCAAUAUGGAUGGUCGAUCUUCAUCAUCAUUAGCUUUCACAUUUCCAAAGGCUCGAAUAUUUGAGAAAUAUAUCUUUAUGGGAUACUCCGUUGGUGAACUGCAUUAUUCCAAGCAGGAUAGAACUGUUGUUGAUGGCUUCAAACUCUUCAUAUUGCAUUUUAUGGUAGAUCUGAAUCUUCCACAAGGUAAAAGAAUAGCGAAGAAUUUUGAAUCACAGCUGCGAACAUUGCUUGUGUUGGCUACCUAUGAAUCUGAGGAUCUAGAAUAUGCUCUAUUCAGCAGAGAUCGGGAAAUUGAAGAACAGCAGCAAAUAACUCUUGCUGCUUUACCAUUUCUCGGUGUAACUGCUUUGAUGUUGGUUGCAUUUAUGGUCAUUAGCUUGACCGAUUUUCCAUUCAGAAAUAGCCAACAUAUUGAGGCUAUUUUUGCGGUGCUUUCUCCAGUGAUGGCAUUGGUUACUUCUUGGGGUAUUUUAUGGGGUGUUGGUUUACCCUUUUCCAACAUUUUAACUGUUGUACCUUUUCUCGUCAUCACAAUUGGUGUUGAUGAUGCUUUUCUCAUAUUAGCUGCUUGGAGGCAUUCAAAUCCAGCUUCUAAUCUCGAAACACGAAUAGGUGAAACGCUGACUCAUUCCGGUACAAGCGUGACAGUAACUUCGCUUACCGAUGUAUUAUGCUUCAUGGUUGGACUGUUUUCGAAUCUACCUGUUGUACGACUAUUUUGUAUUUACACUUCCGCUGCAAUUAUGAUUGACUUCAUUUACCAGAUUACAUUUUUUAUUGCUUUUGUUGCCUUCAGUGGAAGACAAAAAGUAAAUCAUCCCAACGAAAAAGCAUUAUAUUCUAAGCAAAAUCUUAAAUCCAGAAACAUCCUAGAUGGAUUAUGGUCAAAAAUUGAACAUAAAGAUUCUCAUAAAUUAUACUCUGUUGACGUUAGUAUUACAAAAUAUUGCUUGUCCGGUGAUAAUUCUUUAUCACUAAAAAUGAUAAGGAAAACAUCGAAGAAAAGUGAAAUUAUCCUACAGAAGCUUAUCAAUAUCCUUCAUCUGUCAUUUACGAAAUUCAUUGUUGUUGCUGCAUUUAUUACUCAUAUUAUUGUGGUAUCAUAUCUUUGCACCAAAGUGAAUACAGAUUUUGAUAUGGAAAAUUUAUACAUGGAAAAUUCAAGCAUGAAUGCCAUUUCGCGACAGCUACAACGUUUUACUCUCAGUGAAGCAUUCGUCGUUAAUUUUGCUCUUUAUCCGAUGCCGAAUUUUGCUGAUGUUUUUAUCCGAAACAAAUUCGAUCAUUUAAUUGAAGAGUUAGAAACAAUACCAAAAUUUGGUAUGGGACCAGAUGGAACUGUGUUGUGGACAAGGGAUUUUGCUGAUGCAGUAGCAUUUUGGGAUGACGAAAGCAAUUUCUGGAGACAAGACAAAUUACUUUCAACAUUUCGAGAAUACGAAAUAGAAGAAAAGUUCAUCACCACUGAGAAGAGGGCGGAUGGUGUGGAAGUAAUUUCCGGUUUUUUUUGGUCAAUAACUUACCGCAAUAUGAACAACUUUUUGGAUGUACAAGAACUCAUGCAGCAAAGGCGAUCCAUAAUAUCAAAGUAUGCUAAAUUCUUCAAUGUUAGCUCUCAUCAUCCACUGGAAAAAGUUCCUACUGAGUCAGCAGCCAGUGCAGCAACUAAUUUUAUCCAAACUGCAUUUUCUGCGGUGGUUUUAAUGUCAGCCGUAGUUUACUUCUUUAUCACUGACGUAAGUGCCGUAGUGGCCGUUGUUAUUUCUAUUCUGUCCAUUUGCUUCGGAGCACUUGCAUACUUGCAUUUAUGGAAUGUACGACUGGAUGCUAUCUCUCUGAUUAGUUUACUGAUGAGUAUUGGCUUUUCAGUAGAUUACAGUGCUCAUAUCUGUUAUCACUACCUCACACAAAAGGACAAUAAGAAAUCUGAAGAACACUCUCAUCAACCCAUUUCGAUCAUUGUCGGCUCAGAUGCAAAUGUCAAAGAUUUAUCGAUAUUACCAUCAAUUAAUAACAGUAUCCAUUGCAAUAAAUCGAGUAAUACUGAUACUCGAGCAAGAUUCUUGGUCACAUUUAAAAGUGUCGGAUGGCCUGUAAUUCAAUCGGGACUCAGUACUUUAGUAGGCAUAUUACCCAUGGUUAUGGUGAAAGCUUAUGUAGUUGCCGUAUUCUGGAAGACAAUAAUAUUAUUAAUUGUAUUGGGGAUCAUUCAUGCAUUAAUCUUGUUACCUGUAAUUUUAAUCAUUUUUGAUGACAUAGAAUGUUACAUAAAAAAAUGUUUUCGAUCAAAAUGA